Messenger RNA from Paramecium octaurelia, 411 nucleotides. The record is from the annotation of a GenBank genome assembly. NCBI's taxonomy places the organism in Eukaryota, Ciliophora, Oligohymenophorea, Peniculida, Parameciidae.
AUGACCUAUCAAAACAAAAAAAUCUAAUUGAAUGUCUAUUCAAUAAGUGGAUCUAAAUUUAUUGAUGAAAUCCAAAAACGAAAAGAUAUUGAAUUUGUAUUGGAAUAAAGAAGAUUUACUUGCAUUAAGCCCAAAUUGAUUGUCUAUUGUGAUGACAUUAACAAAAAUGCAACCAUCCCACUGCCAAAUUUAAAAAUGUCCUAAUUGCUUUAAUCGAACUUUUAAGAGAUCGAUAAUUAUGUAUUCAACAUAUUAAUCUAGAUGUCUGAAAUUGAUGAACUUUCGAACUUUGUAAUCCCACAAAAAAUGUUUCCAGUUUCGAUGCAACCUGCCAAAUUUAACCAAAAAAGAAAAAAUCAUUAAGAAAAUCGUGUACCAUGAAGAAUCCUUAUAUUAAAUAGCAUUCAUACC